AGAGAGAGAGAAACAGAGGAAUAAAUAGAGAUCCAGAGACCGUGGUUGACAGACAAGUGGAGACAGACAACGCAAGAGAGAACUGCUGCUCCCUAGCCAGCAAGUAGCCCCCAAUCUGGAUGGAGUGAAAGAUGCGGCCUGAUGAUAUAAACCCGAGGACUGGGCUGGUGGUGGCCCUGGUCAGUGUCUUUCUGGUCUUUGGCUUCAUGUUCACCGUCUCUGGGAUGAAAGGAGAGACUCUUGGAAACAUCCCCCUCCUGGCCAUCGGGCCAGCCAUCUGCCUACCAGGCAUCGCAGCCAUUGCCCUGGCCAGGAAAACUGAGGGAUGCACCAAGUGGCCUGAAAAUGAGCUGCUAUGGGUCCGCAAGUUGCCCUGCUUCCGGAAACCCAAGGAUAAGGAGGUGGUGGAACUGCUGCGGACCCCUUCAGACCUGGAAUCGGGCAAGGGAAGCUCAGAUGAGCUGGCUAAGAAGGCUGGCCUCAGGGGGAAACCCCCGUGCCAGGGGCAGACAGAGGUGCCUGUGGCCACUUCCAUCACCACCCCCACACCCACGGAAGGAGAACGCCAGAGCCUGGUCCAGAAUGGGCAUCAGGAGGAGACAUCCAGAUACCUGGAUGGCUACUGUCCCUCAGGCAGUUCCCUUGUCUACAGUGCCUUGGAUGCCAAGUGCUCAGCCUGGGACAGACCUGACUGCCCGGAGCCUGAGGACAGCAUCUUCUUUGUGCCCCAGGACAGUAUCAUCGUUUGCUCCUACAAGCAGAACAGUCCCUAUGACAGAUACUGUUGUUACAUCAAUCAGAGCCAAGGCAGGUGGGACCACGAGACAAUAGUCUAAGCUUUGCAUACAAGAGUCGCUGUGUUGAUAGAAAUGUGACUACACUCAGCUUCCUGGGGAAGGAAACUGCCCUGCUCAACAGCCUUCAAACUGUUAGAAAUUGACUUGGUAUGUGAUGGAUGUGCCAGCUUCGGGUGCCUGAAGGCAUGUAAAUAGGCAUGUUGGGGACACAUUUUAGAGAAGGGUGAUGAGGGUUAAGGACACUGAAGAGGCAGUGAGUAGGAGAGAAAGCAGUUCCAAUUGCUUUUUAUCAAUUAAACCAUGUUGGAUGUUUUGUAAAAUAACCCAGAAAGUGCUACUCAGCACCUGCUAAAAGCAAGAUAAAUCUAGAGUAGGCUGCAGAUAUCAGGCAUGAAAUGAUACAUGGGCUUGCCAUAGGGAAACUGAGCAGCUUUCAGUCGGAAUAAAUCGAAAGACAAAACAAUUUAGUGCUUCGUUGUAUGAAAUUAUUUUUUCUAGUGAAAGCUUUUCACACUUAUUAUUUGCUGAAAGAAAAAAGUCAAGACAGAAAAGCUACUCCCUCCUUAGGUGGGAUGGUUUUUGGAGAAAGGGGAGUUGAAUUAUGUAAUUGAGUUUUAUGAUAUUAUCCUCUGACAAGAUCAGAGAUUUCAAAUAAAGUAAAAUAAGUGUGUGACCAGCUAGGUAAAAAACUAAAAAUUUUAGAUGGCUAUGUUACUUCUUAAACUCUUCAUUUAAAUUGAUUUACUGGGUCUUUAUCUUAAGUGUUUUUUUUCAAUAUUUGCUAUCAUUCAUGUAUAAUUUCCUCAUCGGGUGCAAAAUGACUUGAUGUAAUAUUUUCAUUAAUUAGAAUUUGUGUUCAUCAAGUCAAAAUGGGUUUUACAUAUGUAUACAAGUGUCUUUAACAUUUAUGGGAGUCCUGGUAAUAACUAUUCCUAUAUGCCUUUUGAAAUCUGAAAGCUAUGAAAUCAACACAUUAGUCUUGAACUUUAUGCAGAAUUUACAUAAAAUGCAAUGGUUAAACUUCUGGAAGUGUCAUUAUUUGUACAUUUAUUCAACAUUCCCAGAGACUAUAAAUGCCAAUGAAACAAGAGUUAAUCUACUAGAUUUAACUAAAGCUCAGUUUUUAUUAAGUUCACCUAAUCAGUGAGCAUUGCAUGACAAAGGUCUGUUUUAUUUCAUACUUAAUUUUUUGCUGCUGAGGGAAAAAGGCACAAAGGGAUCCUAAAAUGUAUUUUCUGUUUCAGUUGCUUAACUAUAAUAGACAAGAGGGCAAUCAGCCAGGAUACCAUUUAGUCCCUAUUGAAGAGAAAUAUUGAAUUAUAUAGAGAAAUCAUGGUAUAUUUCAUCUUGAAGAUCAGAAUGUUUUGUCUCCUUCAAAGAAUGAUGAUUUAUUGUUAAUGAUCAGAGAGUUUCAGCCACUUUUUCCCUAAGGGGGAAUUGAGGACACAAAUUCUGGCCAUACCCCUUUUGUAUAUUUCAGAUCCAAGUCUGCAAGUCUUUAAGUGUAGCAUUCACUCUUAAGAAUCAUGCCCUUAAAAAUCAAAAUUUCCAAACCAAGUUCAACAUCAAAAGAGUAUGAUUUUUUUUUUU
Molecule: messenger RNA, 2387 nt
Organism: Enhydra lutris kenyoni (northern sea otter)
Lineage: Eukaryota; Metazoa; Chordata; Mammalia; Carnivora; Mustelidae
Product: transmembrane protein 215
Exons: 2
Coding region: 132-836 (234 amino acids)
Source: RefSeq, a predicted model, not a curated record